Salvelinus namaycush (lake trout) is the source of this 2371-nucleotide messenger RNA. Its product is annotated as autophagy protein 5-like. The transcript is spliced from 8 exons. NCBI's taxonomy places the organism in Eukaryota, Metazoa, Chordata, Actinopteri, Salmoniformes, Salmonidae. Bases 149 to 976 code for a protein of 275 amino acids. Gene Ontology annotation, cellular component: phagophore assembly site membrane; cytoplasm; Atg12-Atg5-Atg16 complex. Gene Ontology annotation, biological process: nucleophagy; autophagy of mitochondrion; cellular response to nitrogen starvation. The record is from RefSeq and is a predicted model, not a curated record.
GGGGAUUUCCUUGCUUUUUUCCCUUGACAGGCGAAUGACAACACCACCACGGCCCUCUUCCUUAAUCGCAGCUGGUUACAACCGCUCUAGAAAAGUAGUUUGUAGCUAGAGAGUACUUCCUUUAUGUGCCACUGGGUGCGACGGGAGGAUGGCAGAUGACAAGGACGUGCUGCGAGACGUUUGGUUUGGUCGGAUUCCGACCUGCUUCACACUUUACCAGGAUGAGAUCACAGAGAGAGAGGCCGAACCCUUCUAUCUCCUCUUGCCAAGGGUGAGCUACCUGACUCUGGUCACAGACAAGGUGAAAAAGCACUUCCUGAAGGUCAUGAAGGCCGAGGACGUAGAGGAGAUGUGGUUUGAUUUCGAGGGAACCUCACUCAAAUGGCACUAUCCAAUUGGAUUACUGUUUGACCUGCAUGCCUCCAACACUGCCCUGCCCUGGAGCAUCACUGUGCACUUUAAGAAUUUCCCAGAGCGUGACCUGCUCCACUGCCCCUCUAACUCUGUGAUCGAGGCCCACUUCAUGUCCAGCAUCAAGGAGGCGGAUGCCCUCAAACACAAGAGCCAGGUCAUCAACGACAUGCAGAAGAAAGACCACAAGCAGCUGUGGAUGGGCCUGCAGAACGAUAAGUUUGACCAGUUCUGGGCCAUGAACCGUAAGCUGAUGGAAUACCCCACAGAGGAGGGAGGCUUUCGCUACAUCCCCUUCAGGAUAUACCUGACGAUGAGUGACAGGCCGUUCAUCCAGAAGUUGUUUCGCCCCAUAUCGACCGACGGCUACACACACACGCUGGGGGAUCUGCUGAAGGAGGUGUACCCCGUGGCCAUAUCCAACGACGACGAGUCCAAGCACUACCAGGUGGUGAUCCAUGGGAUUGAGCCCCUGCUGGAGACCCCGUUGCAGUGGCUGAGCGAGCACCUCAGUCACCCUGAUAACUUUCUCCACAUCAGCGUCAUACCCACGCCUAGCGACUGACACCUCUGGCAAAGUUUGGUAACACCCGGCAACUGGGAAAGUUGCAAAAUCCGAACGGACUCUUUAGAGAGCAGGAAAACCCACGUGACUGGGGGCGAAGAGUGACGCAAUCGCAGUGUGAUGUCAUCUCAUUCAACUUGUCCCAAAAAGGAGCCCACCAGGAGAAAAUGUACCGUUUUCUGUUUUCCUUCUCUUUUCCUCUCCUCCUUCGCACUCUGUCUCUUUUGGACCUUUACCUGUUUGGGGAAAGUUGUUCCGCCCAAAAUGUGGAAGGCCAAACUGAAAGAGAGUUCAUCUGUUUAAAAAGAGAGGCAGGGAGAUUCUGCUUACCACCUCCUCUCUCCUCUUCCUCCUCCUAGAGAAAGAGACAGGGCCCAGACAUGCCUAGUGGGACCCUCUACAAACAGAAGUCGCCUUAGUUUUCCCGAGUCACAUCAUGAGCUACACGGCUGGACGUUCAUGAAGUCACAACUGAGUUUACACACUUGUACUGUAUGCCACUGAGGAGUGAAAGGGGAUUUUUAAAGACACUUCACUUCUUCAUUCUUUGUCUCUUGCUCUCUGUCUGUCUGUAUAUUCUCCCAUCUUCCUCUCUCACUGUAUUUCCUGUUUCUUUCUUCUCUCUCUUCCUCCCUCCCCCUCUUUCUCUCUCGUGUCAUUUACUGCCGAUGCUCUCUCUCAUCUCCAUAGCUAAUUAUCUAUUGGAAUUCCUCCUGCUACUAAUGAGACCGCUAAACUCCUGUCUCCAUGCCAAGCCUUGGGGUUGUGUGAGUCUGUGUGUUGUAAUUGGAGACAUCAUUUAAAGUCUCCUAGAGGGACAUGGAGGGGGUGAGGAAGGUGUGAAGAGUCCGAAUGGAAUCCUGUCUGUCUUCUCUCUUGCGUGUCUCGUGUCAAAGGGAGACGGGGCCAGACAUGUAAUUUGGAGUGUGUUGUUACAGUCGAAGGGGAGGGAAACUUGUGAUGUCACACCUGUCUAAUCACGUCAGGCUUCCUCAUUCGCCGCCUAGGAGGAUGGGAUAGACGAGUUUACAGCUCUGAGUCAGCGCUGGGCUCGACGUGGGGUACUGUCUAAGGGGUAGGCAUGUGCAUACGUGUGUGUAUGUACAUGUGUGUAUGGGUACCUUUUACACAUUUUGUUGUUACAAAGUGGGAUUCAAAUGGAUUUCAUUGUCAUUUUUGGUCAAUGAUCUACACAAAACACUCUGUAAUGUGAAAGUGGAAGAAAAAUUGUAACAUUAACAAAAUACAAAAAAAUGUAACACUACUAUAUCUUGAUAAGUAUUCUCCCCCCUGAGACUACAUGUUAGAAACACCUUUGGCAGUGAUUACAGCUGUGAGUCUUUUUGGCUAAGUCUAUAAGAGCUUUGCACACCUGGAUUAUACAAUAUUUGCCCA